Molecule: messenger RNA, 2325 nt
Organism: Hydra vulgaris (swiftwater hydra)
Lineage: Eukaryota; Metazoa; Cnidaria; Hydrozoa; Anthoathecata; Hydridae
Product: NACHT, LRR and PYD domains-containing protein 3
Biological process (GO): signal transduction
Cellular component (GO): cytoplasm
Molecular function (GO): protein binding
Source: RefSeq, a predicted model, not a curated record
UUUAACAUGUAGAAACAAAAACUAUGAAUUCUUUUCAACAUGGAUGAAAUCAUUAGAAAUCAGCAAUUUAAAAUAAAAUUUAGUCGCAGUAUUGGAAUAUAUUGGAAAACCCUAGGACGAUGGUUAUCAAUUGAAGAUAGUUGUUUAGAUGCAAUAGAGCGAGAUUAUGCUGGAACUGAAAAUCAAGCAUAUGAAAUGCUGAAAAAAUGGACAAAUAUGAGUGACAAUGCAUCAAUUGAUCUGUUAACAGCUGCUUUGAUAAAUAUGGAGAGAAUAGAUUUAAUAAAAGAACUAGAGACAUUUAAAGAUUCAAAUCAAAGUUCAUCUAAAUGGAAAAAAGAGGUUAGUGGUGCAUUAAAAACAUUUUAUCUUAAAAGUUAUGGAGAAACUAACAAAACAUACAAAUUUAUUGAACUCUGUAUUGUUGAUGCAGCUGAAGUUAAAAAAGAUGCUAGUUGUUUUGUUGAGAGAGAACAGUUUUUGAAGAAACAAAUGAAUUAUACACCAAUUUCAUUUGACAAAGUAUUUUCAGAAGAAUCUUCAUUAUUUCUUAUAUCGGGUAUUGCUGGAAUAGGUAAAACAUGUUUGCUCAGAAAAUGUUUGCUAGAUUGGUCAAACGGUUUAAUUUGGAAAAAUGUUGAACUUUUGUUUUAUUUUGAAUGUAGAAGACUUAAUCAAUACCAAAAUAUUUCUAAAAUAAAUGAGUUAGUUGGUAUUUUUUACAAGGAUAUUUUAAAAAAUUUCAAUAUUAAUAGCUGUAACAUAAUGUUUGUCAUAGAUGGUUUGGAUGAAUUUCAAUAUUUAGAUGAAUUAUUAAAUAACAAUCCUCAAUGUGAAAUCCCCAUUAUAAAGACAUUUCUUAAUAUGCAGAAAUACAAGUUGUUAAUUGCUGGAAGAAUAAAUGCAAUUUCACAGUAUGAAAAUAUUCUUUCAGAGUGUAAUGAUAAGUUAACAGUUCAGAUUAUGGGUUUUAACGAAAAUGGAAUUAAUAAUUAUAUAGAAAAAAAUGUAGUUGAACAAACAAACAAAACUUUAAAAAAAAUUUUUAAUGAGUCUCCUAUUGCAAAAGCUAUGGCAUCUGUACCUUUUUAUCUAUCUUCUAUGUGCACAAUUAUUGCUGAAUCGAAUCUUAGAGAAAGUCAUUGUUUCAAAACCAUGACAGACUUGUAUGCUAGUAUAUUUUUUAACUUUUUAAAAAAACACAUUAACAAAAACAAUGAACCAGUUUAUAAGAUGAUGGAAAAUGAAAGCAUUAAGCAAUACGUUUUUAACAUUUGUAAAAUCGCAUAUCACCUAUUCAUCGAAAGUAAAAUUACUUUUUCUAAAAAGGAAAUUCAAAAUAUUUUUAACAAUGUAAUUAAAGUUGAAGAACUUCAUGGCUUCAUAGAAAAAAUUGAAACCGAUUUAGGUUGUUAUUAUCAAUUUGUACACUUGACAAUAAUGGAGUUUUGUGCCUCUGUUUAUGCAUACAAUUACUUAAGUGGAAAAAUGAUCAGCACAAACAUUAAGUUGAGAAGCUGUUUACCAAUGAUCUGUGGAUUGUUAAAUAAAGAUGAAAACAGCUAUGUGAAGUUUCUUGCAAACUUAAAACCAGAAAAUCAUAAUAUAUUUUUAAAAUUUUUUUUAAGUUUAACGAAUAAAAGCUCAGAAAAGUUAUCUUUGAUUGAUGUUCCUGAUAUUCCUGACGAUUACUGUUUUCAGAAGUUACUCUAUGAAUGUUUUUAUGAAAGUCAAUCAUCAAUUGUAGAUGAAAUUAAAUCAUUUAUUGAUGAACGACGGUGGAUGAUUUCGAUUGAUAAUGGAAAAACUUCAUACGAAACUUCUUGUGAUAGUUAUUUCGUAAAUCAGUUAAUAAAUUCAGGGAGAAUGUUGACAAGAUUAGAUGUUCGUAAAAAUAUAUUAAGCGACGAUGAAAAAUAUUUAAUAAUUAAAGGUUCUACUAAUGUCCGUUAUGUUUGGCUUUAUCAUUCAAUCAAAUUCAAUGGAUGGAAACCGAAAGAUAAGAUUGAAUGGUUGACAAUAUACAUUUCAAAAUUUUUGAUAUCAAAAAAUGAUUUUGAAGAAUGUUUUCUUCCUUGGAUAUACCUUUGUAAAAAAUUAAGUCUUUACUUAAACAAAGUCAUUGACUUCAUUGAAGACAUUUAUAAAUGGAUUUGUUUUUCAAAUAUUGAGGAGUUGUUCAUUAAGUACCGUGGAAAAGAUUUUCGUAGCCUCGAAGAUAUAAAAAAGUUUUUGAAUAGUAGAGAAAAAUAACUGUUUAAAAGAUUUAAAUUUUAAAUACUUUAAAUACAAAGUAUAAUAUAUUAGCUUAAAAAGCACUAUUCA